This is a messenger RNA of Meleagris gallopavo (turkey), 1497 nucleotides long. The record is from RefSeq and is a predicted model, not a curated record. NCBI's taxonomy places the organism in Eukaryota, Metazoa, Chordata, Aves, Galliformes, Phasianidae.
AUGGCCGCUCGCAUACGGCCACAUCCUGCCAGGGGCCGCUUGGGCCAGGACGGCGAUCUCACCUGCGAUGGCUCUGCAGGGAAAUGUCGGAAUUCCUCCGAGAGCCAUAAUUGUGCCAAAAGUAUCCUGACCUCGGACAGGCUGCAGGUAGUUGUGACCCUUUCAGCGUUCUUUAAUGACACCUGGGAGGCAGCCAACUGUGCAAAUUGUAUAAAGAACAACAGUGAGGGAUUAUCAAAUUCUACUCGAGAAUUCAUGGAUUUGUUCAAUAAAUCUCUGACAUGUUUUGAACACAACCUUCAGGGACAAGCCGUGGAUCUAUCACCAAAUAACUACACUGAAGUGUGUAAAAACUGCAAUGGAACCUACAAAAGUUUGAAUGACCUCUAUAACAAGUUGCAAAGGCUGAACAGACAUGGUGAUGAGUCUGGGCAUUCCGCACAUUUGUGUAUCGAUGUGGAAGAUGCAAUGAACAUCACUCGGAAGCUUUGGAGCAGGACUUUCAACUGCUCUGUUCCCUGCAGUGAUACAGUCCCAGUGAUUGCCGUUUCGUCCUUUAUCCUCUUCCUGCCUAUUGUUUUUUAUCUUAGUAGCUUCCUUCACUCAAAGCAGAAGAAGCGGAUACUCAUUUUGCCCAAACGUAUCCAGUCAAAUGCCAGUCUUGUGAACAUCCAAGAAAAAUACAGCUGAGCUGCAAAACAAAACCUGAGAACUGCUGCUGGUAUACAGUGGGUACAAUUGUGUUGGAAUGAGGCCGGCACAAAAGAGGAGUUAAUUAUGGUUUAGAGUAAUGAUACAGAGCAACACAAGUUAAACAAAAUGCUGUCUGACUUCUAAGCAAGGAUAUUAACAAACAUGACAAGGCAGGGCUGUGUGACACUGUGUGGACUCCAGUUUUGAAAAAUCUGUGUUUUUUUCCAGUCUCAGGCUGAAGCUGGUGUUUUUCUGUGUCUAAGCCUUUGUAUUUCUCACCACUGGAAUACUUUCUUGGCACGUUUUUUUCCUCUUUUAUUUAUUGUACUAGUUUCACAGAAACCUGUCUGAGAUUCUGAAUCUUUUUGAAAUGGUUUUCAUAGACAGGAAAGACUUGAAUUAGCAUUUGAUAUUCCUGUUUGAAACAUUAUUUCCAUGUAAUAGAUGGCCUUGGGAUCGGCAGAAAACUUCUGAAAAAUAAAAAUUCUCUUCUGAUACCUCUUGCUAAAGUCAUACAGCUGCUGAGUAGGUUGUAAAGGUCUCUGUGAAAAACAUGAGAUCUGCAGUGGAAGUGGUAAUAUAUAAUGUCCAAAGCCAGCAACAAAAGCAACAGAACUGCCAACGCUAGACAUGAAUAGCAAUGAUUAAUGACUACAGUAUUGAGCUAUUUCAGAAACAGGCAGCAUAUUUACUCAUUUGCACACUUGAACCACUAAGUAAAAUAAUUGCUCUUUAUAUGUUAAAUUUUCAGAGGCUUAUUCUAAUGUGUGCCUGGGUAAUUGAGAGUAUCACUUUUUUUUUCUA